UUCAUCCGACCAUUAUGCCACCAAUUAUGACGUCUCUCGCGCCCGCGAUCUUGAGCUGGCGGAGAGCCCACACGUGCCUAAUAAAAGUAAAAGUGAGCAAGGUAGCAGCUCACACUCGCAGCAAAUCGAUCCAGACCUUGGCCAAAGUCGCGGCGCUCCACGGGUCCCAGUCUAGUUCGUACCGGCACGGUGAAGAGAACGAUGAAGUCGACGGUGAUCUUCGCGUUGUUUGUGGUCGCGAUCGCAGCCGUUGGGCAGGUCGCGAGUGACGUCGUAAUUUGCAACUACGAAAAGUUCGAUCUUUACGACGCGAUGUACAAGAAGCGGCAGGACGAUUUCUGUGUGUUCCAGAACGUGUUUAUGUCGACGGAUGUGCGGUACGGGGACUUUAUGGCCAGCAGCUUGGACUACCAGAAGAUUGCGUUUACGAACUCGCGGUUCCCGAUCGUGCCGCCGUCUCUGUAUCGAAACUUUGACGACAUCAGGGAGUUGUACGUGAGGCGGUGUAACAUUGAAACGCUUCGGGUUACCCGACUCGUUGAGAAGAUGUACGCCGGAAGCAACCAGAUCACUUCCGUUUCUAUUGACGGAAAUGGAUCCAACAACUUGAAGGAGCUGUACCUGGAGUCCAACAUGAUCGCGGACAUCGCGAACCUUACCAAUCUUCCAAAUCUUCAUGUGUUGGUCCUCGAGAACAACCCAAAACUGGGAAACACAGACUUUGCGAUGUUCUCCCGAAUGACCAAACUGUGGAAACUCGACCUGGAAAACACCGGCAUGACCAAGAUCAUCAACACACUCCGGCUAGACCUGACCGAACUGAAGCGACUCGAUCUGUCCAACAACCAGCUCACCUACAUCGACAUGCAUCAGUUCCACUCGUUCCCCAAACUAGAGAACCUCUGGCUCAGUGGCAACAAAAUGUACUUCAUGGAGAUGGAACCCAUCCGGGCGAUCCUCCCGGAAAUCCGCAGCAUCGUGAUCGACGACAACUACUGGGGCUGCCAGCACCUGGCCAUCAUCAGCAAAUACAUGCUCGACAACGGCAUCAUCAUCCGCCAGGGCGAGUGCAAAUCUCGCAACAUCCACAAAGUGUGCUGCUCCGACACGACCGACCUCGUCGACAACCGGUACCUCAUCGAGAUGAAAAUCCGGUCCGAAUCCAAGCUGGAAGAAUCCGUCAAAACCCUCGAGCGGGACAACCUCGCCCUGCUAGAUACCGUGGAGGGAAUGCGCGUCCAACUCAACAGCCUCAUCCUCAACUACACCGCCAAGAUGGAGGAGAUGCGACAAACGGCGAUCGCAGCGAGACCGGUGGCGGAUCCCGUGGAUGAUCCGGACUCGCUGGAAUCGGCCGAAGCCGAGGAUUACGCGUACUACGAGAGCGAGGAACGUCACAAAGUUGUCGAAGCGGAGGCCAUCGAAGUUACGACGGAAAAGUCGAGCGCCGAAGAUGUCUCGUCCGAGCAAAACAGGGUGGAGUGAAGUGAUGGAUUGUGAAAGUUGCGAGUGGUGGUGAUGCGCUUUGCUGUGUUGAAGGGGUUUCGAUGAGUGCUAAAAUAGCAAAUGAAGAUGCAUCUAAUGAAGUGAAAUGAAACUUUGCGUGUGGUCAUUAA
Culex pipiens pallens (northern house mosquito) is the source of this 1616-nucleotide messenger RNA. RefSeq lists its product as uncharacterized. Gene Ontology annotation, molecular function: protein binding. The transcript has a single exon. Lineage: Eukaryota; Metazoa; Arthropoda; Insecta; Diptera; Culicidae. The coding region runs from base 202 to 1485 and encodes 427 amino acids. The record is from RefSeq and is a predicted model, not a curated record.